AUGUCAGAGGAACCGAAGCCGAAACGCAUCCGAGCCGUAGCGGAAGAAACGGAUAAGGAUCAGGCGGACCACAUCUUCUAUGCGAUGGGGAAGAAUGUUUUCGUGUUCACGGUCGGAGGAGUGAAGGUGCCAAUGAUAAUCGACUCGGGUGCAGACGCCAACAUAAUCAAUCGUAAGGUUUGGGAUCAAAUGGAAGAAGCUGGUGCACGGGUAAAGGAUAUGUCGGCAGCAAGUGACCGGAACCUGGUUGCGUAUGCAACGGAGCAGCCCAUGAACAUAACUGGAACGUUUGUGGCAGAGAUCGAAGCCGGCGGGAACAAGGAUGUGGCUAAGUUCUACAUCGUGGAAAAUGGCCAGCAAUGUCUGCUCGGAGAUUACACAGCUAAACGGCUCAAGGUUUUGAAAGUAGGGUUUGAUGUGGGGGCGGUAUCGGAUCAAAAGUUGAAACCUUUUCCUAAGUUCCGAAACGUGGUCGUUGAAAUACCGAUAAAUAUGGAAGUACAACCGGUCCAGCAACCCUACAGACGUCCUCCGAUUGCUCUUGAGCAUCUGAUCGAAGAAAAAUUACGUCGUCUGCUACAACAGGACAUUAUUGAACGUGUUAAUGGUCCCUCUCCUUGGGUGUCUCCAAUGGUUCCAAUUACCAAGGACUCAGGAGAGAUUCGGCUAUGCAUCGAUAUGCGUCAGGCGAAUCGUGCAGUUUUGAGGGAAACGCAUCCGCUUCCAUUGGUGGACGAACUGCUAAGCUCGAUGAACGGGGCAGUACGGUUUUCGAAGAUUGAUAUCAAGGAUGCGUACCACCAAGUUGAAAUAUCCCAGAAGUCGAGACCCAUCACCACAUUUAUCACUAAACAUGGACUCUUCAGGUAG
Molecule: messenger RNA, 870 nt
Organism: Aedes albopictus (Asian tiger mosquito)
Lineage: Eukaryota; Metazoa; Arthropoda; Insecta; Diptera; Culicidae
Exons: 1
Coding region: 1-870 (289 amino acids)
Source: RefSeq, a predicted model, not a curated record